CUUACGCUCUCUCUGUGUGGCUCUAGACGGAAAGUCGACGGAGAUCAUGGCGGGGAAGCAAAUCGGCGGUGAGGGCUUGCCAGCCAACAUAGCCGGAAUGUCGAAGAAUCAACUUUAUGAUAUCAUGUCUCAGAUGAAGACACUUAUAGAACAAAACCAGCAACAAGCAAAAGAGAUCCUUAUUCAAAACCCUCUCUUGACUAAAGCCCUUUUCCAGGCUCAGAUUAUGCUUGGAAUGGUUAGGCCCCCUCAAGUGAUUCCUACCAUUCAGCCACCUGUAUCACAACAAUCUCAGUCUCAGCAAUCAUCACAACAGCCUCCAAUGCCAAACAUCCAACCAGCAAAAUCAUUUCAAGGUCAACUUGGGUUGCAGGACCAAACUGCUCCAUCCCAGACCCAACCUCCUUUAAGGGAACAACAUCAAAACCAAGCUGGCACACAAAUCUCAGCUGCUUCUGUACCUGCAGCAACCUUUCCGUCUCAACCCAUGACACAACAUUCCCUUCAGACACCUCGGCAGAUGAAGGGACAUCUGAAUCCUCCAGUGCCCCUUCCUCAAUCAUCCCAACUGCCAAAUGUACCUUCACUUCCUCUUCAUCCAUCUUCACAGCCCCAACAUCAUCAACAAACACAUAUGCCAAUGGCAUCCGGCCAGUUGCAACAGUCAUUGCAGACAACUGGAAUUUCUCAUAUGCCUCUGCAGCCACCUAUGGCACAACAGGCAAGACCCUCCUCUGUGCCAACUUUACAUCAUCAGUAUACUCCCCAAAUGGGUCCUAAUGUCAGUUUCCAGCACCCUGGUGUUCCCCAGCAUCAUUCACAGCCGAUGUUCCAUUCUGGUAAUAAACCGCCACCUGGCCUUGGUUCCUCUUUUCCACAAGGACAGACACCACACUCAAAUCAGUUGCCACCUCAAUCAAUGUAUCAAAAUCAAGCAGGAAGCUUACAUUUAGGAUCCGACUUUGGCAAUCAAGUUCGAGGUUCAAUGCAGGCCAAUAGAGGAUCUUCUUGGAUGUCAAGCCAACCAGAUAAUUCAACACUACCACAGCUUCAAGGACCCUCGUCUUUGGUUCCCAAUCAGAUGGGUCCUGGAAACCAGGCCCCUCGUACUGCAUCGUUGACUCCUGAGAUGGAGAAGGCACUACUUCAGCAGGUAAUGAGCCUCACUCCAGAGCAGAUUAAUCUCUUGCCUCCAGAGCAAAGAAAUCAAGUACUUCAGCUCCAGCAGAUUCUUCGCCAAUGAGAAGGUUUAAUAGCUGCGGAGGGUUAUAGGAAUUAAUUUCAUCUCAAGGCUCCUUUGCGAGCUUGCCAAUUUAUUUGAAGGCCAAUACAAAGCUUUUUAAAGUUGAGCCUUAUGUGGUAAGAAGUGUUGUGACUUGCAGAUGCUUUUAUCGUUUACUUUUUGGCUUCUCUAUCCCGGUGUUUGUUUGGCCUAAAAGCAGGUGAGGAAGUACUGAUACUAAAGUUGAGAAAUGGGGAAGUGCCUCAUUUUGUAGAUUAGCCAAGCGUCUUAUUUGGUUUCAAAUAUUAGAUAUGAUGAUUCGUGUGUUGAAUAUAUGCUCUGCUUAUACUAAGACAGGAAACAAGGAAUCCAUUGAAUGUCUAGAGACUAGAAUGGAUAUAGCAUGUCAAAACACAUAGAUUGUGAUCCAUUAUAGUCGAGGUUAGUAUAUUCUUAUUUCAUCAUCGUAAAGCUCGAUAAUUGAGUCGUGCCUGACUAAGCUCAUGGAAAGACCUAGUUAAGUCCUUCAUAGAACAACAUGAUGAAAAUGGUGCACGAUCACCUUUGAUCGUGACGAGAGCCACCAUCCUUUUUGUUAAUACCCUCAGGGCACCAUAUUAUGUCAAUCGUCAAGGAAUCAUUUUUUA
Molecule: messenger RNA, 1869 nt
Organism: Hibiscus syriacus
Lineage: Eukaryota; Viridiplantae; Streptophyta; Magnoliopsida; Malvales; Malvaceae
Product: cleavage stimulating factor 64-like
Exons: 7
Coding region: 47-1243 (398 amino acids)
Biological process (GO): mRNA 3'-end processing
Source: RefSeq, a predicted model, not a curated record